Engraulis encrasicolus (European anchovy) is the source of this 1957-nucleotide messenger RNA. RefSeq lists its product as uncharacterized. The record is from RefSeq and is a predicted model, not a curated record. Bases 116 to 1957 code for a protein of 613 amino acids. NCBI's taxonomy places the organism in Eukaryota, Metazoa, Chordata, Actinopteri, Clupeiformes, Engraulidae. The transcript has 3 exons.
ACUGGCACACACUCGCACACACACACACAGGCUGGAGCAUGUGUAGUCUGCUGCGACUCUAAUGAGAUUGGAUCUCCUGAUAGGAUAGGUGAAAGCACAGGACGCCCAGAGAUCCAUGGCCUCCUUCUCACAACAUGCCGGGGAAAACUGGUUGUUAAAGAAGAAGAUGGACUCUGAGGGGAAUAUCCAUGCACCAUCCCGACGUGGCAGCACCCCAGUACUGCACACUUUGCACAUGACUAAGUAUUUCACACCCACUGGUGAUGAACAUGGACGUGGAGGAGGAGGGGGCGAUAUGGUCAUUCCGUGUCCCCACAACCCCUCACCGGACUCUGCCCGAUGCACCAGCAGCCUCAGCAACGGGAGCCUGGACAGCACCCGUGACCUGGACAUGUUUGAGUGUCUUAGCGAUGGCGGCCAUUCCAAUUCCGAUUCCGUAAGCCUCUUCUCCAAGAGCUCUCCCAGCCCCAUUCUGAGCCCCUUUCUGGAAUCCACCACCUCCUCCUCCGAAAACGAAAACGGGACCUUUGAUGUUCCAGGUCGGUAUACGACGGCUUACUCCGGCAUCCAGGGUGAUGAGUCGGACAACCAGUGCGGUGGCAGCGGCAGCAGCGGCUACCAUGCGAGGAGCAACGACGGAGCCGACUGUGACGAUGACGACUAUGAUGGAGGUAGUGUCUACGGUCCAGACCUGUGUUCCGCCUCUGGCCCUCGCACUCCGGACAGUUUGUCUCUGCCGUCGUGCCGUAGCUGCUCCAGCGACUACUCUGUGGAUGGGCCGGUCAUGCGAGGCAACAACUCGCUCUUGAUGGAAACGGAGCAGGCCCACAACAUCUCCUACCUGACAGAGUCAGCGGGGUCGCCAGCUGCAGCAUCCGAUCUGGGCAUGUCCUGUGACCCAGGCGACUCCCCGACUAUCGAAGCCAAGCGUCUCCGCCUUGGAGAUGAGCUUCUUAACCCCCACGAUCGCACCUAUUCCCUGGGCAAAGGAGCGGGGCCCUCUCCCUCUCCUCGUGGUGCCGGUGGUGGAUUUAAGUCCAGAGGGACCCCACAAGGGCCUGUGACCUUGAAGUCCAGAGGGACCCCACAAGGGCCUGUGACCUUGCCGUCUGACUUUGCCUUCGCCACGCCGGAGAAUUGCAGACCCUGCGGCUCUGUUGCUAGGCGGCAGCAACCCCCCGGUAGUGCCCGGCGAUCCGGCGAAUACAUGAGUGCUGGGGAGAAGACGUUUGUGGUGUCUCCGCGUGGAGAUGGUGACGGCAAAACGGCAGACAUGCAGACGUCCACGCCCAUGCAGUCUUUGAACAACAACAAUACCUACUCUCUGCCGUCGUUUGACGAAUCCCCUUUCACAAAGGCUAGAACGGCAGGAGGAUCGACAGGAGAAGGCUCGGGAAGCAAUGCGUCCCAAGAACAACCAGGAUCUAGAACCACCGCAAAUGCUGACGGAGGUGCUAAAAAACGAGCCGGAUGUGGAGAUGCUAAUGCUAAUGCUAAUGCAACAUUUGUAGUGAAGUCCACCGAAGCUGCUCCCACCAAAGUCAAAAAGUUCUCCAGGCCGAAUUUGACCUCUGUGAAGACCAGGUUCAUGUUAAGUAAGCAAUCAACCGUUCAGAAACCUGCAGAAACGAAGCAAAAUGGGGAAACGCGCACCUUGGGUAGAGCCCCUCGCAAGCCAUCCCCUCUCACGCUGGGCAAGCCCGCCGCUUCGCUUUCAAAAUCCUCCGCUAGUCCUUUGCCUACACCGACAGGAAGUACCAACCAGUCAAUAAAGGCAGAGGCGCCCCCGUCAGGCAAACAGGACAGUCGCGCUCAGAAAAGGUUUGUGUUCCCCAAGACUCGACAGCGCCUAGCGUCGGAUGACACCGCUGCAGCAGCCAAACCAAGCCCGGACGAAAAGCAACAGAGUGUUAAAACGGCUUCGCCUAACUUCCUAAGCAAGGAAAGAGGAGUUUAG